AUGUCGAUUAGCCGCAAAUUGGUCGAAGCGGCGUUAGGCGAGGUAAAAAAGAAGUUUGUUGGAGUAAUAUGCUCGAAAUUACCUCGCGAUGGUCCAGAAUUUGAUAUUCUACAAUAUAGAACGAGAAAUUUAUUCGAUAGCACGGUUCUUGGAGGAAAAUAUUCAAGAGCGGCGCUUUGCGUAGAAGCCACUCGUGCUCUUCAGCCGCAUUUAAAACAAGGAACACCGGAAUUGAAUGCGGUCGUCGAAUCAGCAUGCACUUUGGAAAUUAUUCAAAGCUUCUACCUCAUUGUUGAUGAUAUUAUGGAUAAUUCGGAAACAAGGAGAGGCAAUACCUGCUGGUAUAGAAGGGAAGGUGUCGGAAUGAGUGCUAUCAACGAUGCUUUCAUCAUGGAUUCCUGUGUCGAGGAUCUGUUGCGAAUUACCCUUGCCGGUCAUGUCAACGUCGAUCGGUUAUGUGAAGCUUAUAGAAAGUCGAAGCAAAUGACCUUAAUCGGACAAGCUUUGGAUACUGCUUCUUCUAAUUCCGUAACAAGCUUUAAUUGGGAUAGAUACGAACUUCUCGUUCAACACAAAACAUCGCAUUAUACAGUAUUCCAUCCACUCCAGAUGUCCCUUUUAAUGUCGGAUAUCCUUGGAUAUCACGGUUCUGUCAAGAAAGUCGCUUAUCAAAUUGGAUUCCUUUUCCAGUCUCAAGAUGAUUUUCUCGAUGUUUAUGGGGAUCCAAGUGUUACUGGAAAAGUUGGAACCGAUAUUAAGGAUGGAAAGUGUAGUUGGCUGGCAGUGAGAGCGGUGCAGAAGAUUGUCGAAUCACAAGACCAGACACUUUUUGAAAGAUUCAAGAAGAUAUAUGGGACACCGGACGAGGAAAAUGUGGCUGAAGUUAAGGAAUUAUUCGAUCGACUUAAGUUGGCCGAUGAAUUUAGACGUUUCGAGACCCAUUUUUCUAAACAGAUAAAACAGAGUAUAUCCGAAAUUCCUGAAGUGAUUUCACCGCUUCGCACCGUUCUUGAGCAAUUCGUCGACAAACUAGUCAAACGGAAACAUUAA
This is a messenger RNA of Caenorhabditis bovis, 1050 nucleotides long. NCBI's taxonomy places the organism in Eukaryota, Metazoa, Nematoda, Chromadorea, Rhabditida, Rhabditidae. The record is from the annotation of a GenBank genome assembly.